Sorex araneus (European shrew) is the source of this 1308-nucleotide messenger RNA. It is a transcript of the gene BLOC1S4, whose product is annotated as biogenesis of lysosomal organelles complex 1 subunit 4. NCBI's taxonomy places the organism in Eukaryota, Metazoa, Chordata, Mammalia, Eulipotyphla, Soricidae. The record is from RefSeq and is a predicted model, not a curated record. The transcript has a single exon. The coding region runs from base 69 to 692 and encodes 207 amino acids. Gene Ontology annotation, cellular component: BLOC-1 complex.
CGCGUGCGCUUCCGGAAGCCGGAAGCGGGAAGCCGGAAGCGGGCCCGGGAGCCCGGCUACCACAAGCGAUGGAGGGGCUCCCUGGGGAAGACGCCGAGUCCCAGGGCGCCGCGUGGAGCGGGGACAGCGGCCACGUGUCCCAGAGCCAGAGCAGCGCGUCGGGGCCCUGGGAGGACGCGGGCCCCGAGCCCGGUGCGCCGGGCCGAGACCUGGCGCUGCUGCGCCGCGCGGCCGCGAGCUAUGCCGCCUGCCUGCUCCCGGGGCCCGGCGCGCCACCCGAGGUGCAGGCGUUGGACGCCAGCCUGGAGGAGCUGCUGGCCCGCGUGGACGAGUUUGUGGGCAUGCUGGACAUGCUGCGCGGCGACUCCUCGCACGUCGUCCGCGAGGGCGUGCCGCGCAUCCACGCCAGGGCUGCCGAGAUGCGGCAGGUGUACGGCAAGAUCGACCGGCUGGAGGCCUUCGUGCGCAUGAUCGGCGCCAGCGUGGCGAGGCUGGAGGAGCAGGUGGUCCGCGCCGAGACCGAGCUGGGCGCCUUCCCCAGCCCCUUCCGCAGGCUCCUGCACACCAUGAGCGUGCCCGCCCUCUUCCACCGGGCGUCCCCGGGCCGGAACCCGCCGGGCCGGUACGAGCCCCCCGCCCUGUUUCGGACCGAAGACCACUUUCCCGGGCGCAGCGAAGCACCCCAGGUCUGAGGGGGCUGCAUCUCAUUGCAGAGGACCUGGUCUGAGCGGGCCCCUUGCCCUGGCCCGCGUGGCGUUGGGCCACGGGGGCGGUAAACUGUGGAGUGAGACCCAUUCACUCUUGGACCCGCCUUGGUGGUCUCACGUGUGAUGUGUGGUUUUUCUGUGUCUCCCGUGUCUAACCUGGAGGCUGCCGGGUGGGUCGGGAAUCGGGAGCAAACUGAACCUUCGGCCCAGGGCUGCAGGAGUGUUUCCUGUAGUGGGCCCUGCAGCUCCUGGCAUUGCCUCAUGGUUUACACACUCAUGUGUCCUAAGGAGGACCACAAGCCCUCCCCUUCAAGUCUGGCUCCUCCUCGUACUGCGAUUCGGGUUUCUGCAGCUUGUUCUUGGGGAGGGUCGGCGUUGGAUUAUUUGGCAUUAAACUUUCCCGUGUAGCAAUGGGUUUGUAAGCUGAGAAAGUGCAUGAAUGCAUUGGCGGCAGAUUCUGCAGUUGUAUUUGGUCACACUUGCCACAUCCCCAGCCCGCGUGCCCAUCACCUUAAUUUGUCCAAGCAGUAUUUAUAUGGUCUCUAUAUUGCAGCCAGUGUUUGGUUUCUAGUUAUUAAUACAUUUUGAGUCUUAUUGGAAA